Messenger RNA from Ectocarpus sp. CCAP 1310/34, 754 nucleotides. Lineage: Eukaryota; Phaeophyceae; Ectocarpales; Ectocarpaceae. The record is from the annotation of a GenBank genome assembly.
AUGGUGGGAGCGCUGAUAAGGCGGAUUAAAGCAAUGUUAACUGCGUCAUCAUACAGUGAAGCUAGAUCUUUGACGGCUGCGCUGGUGUUGUGUGCAGCAACGAGAAUGUGUGUGGUCGACCAGAGGACGGUUAUGUCCUGCUCUAUGCAGCCCGCGUUGGCAUUUGGUGAUCGGGUGCUGGUGGACAAGGCAUCUAUAAUUUUGGGGAAGCUACCUGGUCGACCACCGGGUUUGGGUCUACGCCGUGGCGAUAUCGUGAUCUUCUCACCGCCAGAAGCCUCCAGAAAUAUGUACGCUGAGCUCCUUCGAUUAGCAAGUGGGGCAACGACCGCCACACCAAACCCAGUCGGGGACAGAAGAAAAGGACACAUUCUGUCGCUGACACGGUGCGAGCGUAGGCGGAGCCCGCUAAACUCAUCGUUGGACUUUACAAAGCGUGUGGUGGCCGUAGCAGGAGACCAUGUUGCUGUCAGAAGAGGCGUGCUCUACGUGAAUGAGAGUCCAGCGGACGAACGUCAACGCUCCGCGCGGGCCAGCUAUUCUUUUGGGCCAACCGUGGUGCCGAAGGACCACAUCAUUGUGCUUGGAGACAAUCGAGAUGCGAGUUUUGAUUCUCACGUGUGGGGCCCACUCCCGGUUCGGAACGUGAUAGGCUGCGCCAGGGCGCGUUAUUGGCCAGUGAACCGAGCGGCUUGGCUCAAGAGAGGUGCUUGCCUUGAUCGAUGAUGGCUCUUCCUCAAGGACUGGUACACAC